AUGAGUUCUGGUUUUUCAUAUCCACAACCAACGUUCCAAUCAUCGAUCUAUAACCCAGCGUUCUAUUUGACAUUGGACGCCAGUGGUUAUCUAACCUUUGAUUACGCGCAAACUCUGUAUUUGAGUAAGGAUGAUUACAGGAUGAGCUACCUAAGCGGAGUAGUGCCAGGAACGGCAUCGAUAGGAUCUGCCCUUGUUCUGGGUGCUUCAGGUAAUAUCUCCGGCAUUUCAUCGCUA
Messenger RNA from Phytophthora sojae, 237 nucleotides. RefSeq lists its product as hypothetical. The annotation marks the transcript as partial. The transcript has a single exon. Lineage: Eukaryota; Oomycota; Peronosporomycetes; Peronosporales; Peronosporaceae. The record is from RefSeq and is a predicted model, not a curated record.